Messenger RNA from Lingula anatina, 393 nucleotides. RefSeq lists its product as uncharacterized. NCBI's taxonomy places the organism in Eukaryota, Metazoa, Brachiopoda, Lingulata, Lingulida, Lingulidae. The record is from RefSeq and is a predicted model, not a curated record.
AUGUCGGGUGCCUUGCUGAUACAUGGGAUCACGUCUGUGGUUUGGUCUUCUUGGAGGUCUCAGCUGUUCUCCAGAUUUAUCAGCUGCUUUGUUACAAAUUGUGAAUGUUUAGAUGUUGGUACGCCGAGUGUGAAUGUGACCGUGAAUUCAUCCAACUCCAUGUCUAACAUCAAUGCCCCACAUAUAGCCCCACAGAUGAUCAAUCAAGGGAUCGGGUACAUGGCUCAGCCACAGCCGGCUUACCUGCCUCAGCCACCGGUCGCCUACCCGCCACCGCCACAGCCAGGCGGGUACCCCCAGCAGCCUCCUCACAACCCACAAAUGGCACGAGCUGCCCCUGAUGCUCCACCCCCUUACCCAGGGGGACAUCCGGCACAGUAUCCCAAGUACUGA